UGUGGCAUACACUUCUCUGUCAGUGGCUUGUGGCGCGUGCCGUCCGUCUGCUGGCAGGAGUUGAAGUUUUAAUGCCGCUUUAAAUUUUCCAACUGACAUCUCCCCGGCGGGACAGCUGUCCAGCGCCAGUGCCAGUGCCCGCACGCCCGCCCGCCCGGCUAAUCCCUUUGACAGCUGCCCCAUCGCCCACUGACUGGCCACCGCCUCAUCCAUUGCAAUUUUGAUUUGAUUUUGGCCAGCGAAACUCAAUUAAAUUUCCCAGCACAGCACAAAGAAAAAUCUGCGGGAGCUCUGCCCUGCCCUGCCAGGAUAUGUCCAUGCAUUUGCACAUAGAGAUGGAGCCACGGCAAUAUGCAUGCAAUAUGCAUAAGGAUAUACAGGAUAAAUGAACUGGGAGAUAUGGGAUCUACUCUGCUCUGCUCUGCCACUGAAAUGUAACGGUCGCUGCCAAGGGUGGGCCAUACGCGGCCGUUCGCUGGGGAGGUUUUCACAGAAAGAGCACGACACUAAAUUCGAGGGGGGAGAAUACUCGACGUGGGUUAUGAGUUGGUAAAUAAGAAUUAUACGUACGAGCAGUGCUGAUAAAGAGAACGUAGCCCAUGGUAUGCCGGCUGCUGCUCCUGCCUUUCGAUUCGUUUCAACCCUCGCCGAAGAGGGAGCAAAGGCAAAGGCAAAGGCAAAGGCAGGAGCAGAUGUUUCUGUUUUCGGUUUCUGGCUUAAUGGAACGCGCCAAACGGAAUACGGGUGUCUCGGCAGAGGGCUCUUUUAUAUGUAUAUUAUGUAUAAAUGGAUAAAUGGCUGAGUGGGGGGUACGGGAAGGUACGCGGGCAGGCACGAUCCACUCGACUGCGCGACUGCGCGACUGCGCAGGAAGUCGAGGAGCCGACAUUUCCACAGUUCUAGGUUCAGUCGAGUCGCAGUUGUCGUCGCGAGCGGAUCGGAAAUAGCAAGAGACGGAGCUUGCCAUAAGAAAGUGAACCCUAGAAAGUGUACAGAGAAUAAGUGAAGUGAAACGCACCCCCUGGAAGACGCCAUCCACUCCAGAUCAUGUCGCAGCACAACUACACGAACCCGGCCUUCUGCCAGAACAGCGAGUUCUAUCCGGUGCCCAGCAGUAGCGGCAACAGCAACAGUCGCGUGGAGUCCAUCUACAACCGCAGUCUGCAGCUGAACUUCGGCGCCGUCCCUCGGCCGGCCCAUGUCGCGCCCUCGCCGAGUCGCGAUCCCCGCGAGGGUCCCCUGCGCAUGCAGCGUAGCAUGUCCACGCGAUCGGUGACGCGGAAACAGCAGCAGACACAGAACUACCAGCAGCAGAAGCAGCUGCAACAGAACCACCACCACCAGCAACAGCAACAUCAACAGCAGCAGCAGCAACAAUCUUCAAGUGGUCGCUAUGCACUGGUGCCCCUGGAGGAGCUGAACGUGAGCAGAGCCAGCCGAUACGCCAUAGUGCCCGGACAGGCGGCCCAGCGACUGGCCAGGUCUCAGGACAACCUCGAUCGCUAUGGAUCUAGGUACGGACUGCAGUCGGACGAGGAGCCCCACUCCUUCCACGAGGAGCCGCACCAGGAGACGCAGUUCGCCAGCCUGCCGCCCAUGCUGAAUGCUCUGCCUGCGAAGCCCAUCGCCAGCCAAGGGCAACAGGGACUGCAGGGACAGCAGGGACAGACGAAGAUCAAGCACGCCUUCAGCAGCGAUUUUGGCAGCAAGACGUUCCUCAUCGUGGACAAGAACAGCAACCAACGCUACCAGAUGGUGCCCACGGCCGAGGACGAGGAGCUGGUGGACGAGAACCAGGAGAUCAUCCAGAUGCACAACGGUCGCGCCCAUCGGUACGCGAUGAUACCCACGGACGCGGAGGAGGCGGAGCUGGCCGAGGAGGAGUCCUCGCUGAUGCAGCUGCAGCAGCAGCAGCAGCAGGAGACCUGCCUCAGCACCUCGGAGCUAAGUCAGCAGUACGCCGCAAGGACCUCGACGCCACAGCAGAGGAACGCAGCGGCCGCCACUCGGGCACUCCACGAGCUACUCAUCACGCCAAGGAAGAUGCAGCCACCGCCGCGACUGGCCCACUCCACGCCCCGCAACGCUGCCCACCAUGAGCAGCUGCAGCUGGAGCGGCGCCUGCAGAUCUACCAGAGCCAGCAGAUCCUCAGCCAGGUCGCUGCUCCGCCUCCGCCCACACUGCCGCUCCGCCAGAACCGACUCUCACCGCAGAGACUCCACUACGAGACGGUGAAGGCAGCUCCAGCCACACUGGCAGACCGCUCCAUGGCCGUGAUCAGUCCGCGGGUGCAGGAGCAGGAGCGUGACCAGGAGCAGGACAUGAGCAGCAUCCAGGGCAAGCCUCAGAACAACAACUCCUACCCCCAGAAGCUGGCCAAUGCCACCAUCACUCUGGCCGUCGUCUCACUGAUGCUCGUCCUGGGCAGCACCAUGAACGCCGGCCUCAUCAUCUACAUGAUAGCCCACUUUGGCAAAUCCUUCUAUCUGCAAUUCGGUUUGGUGGCCUCCUUCUGCGGCGUGGGCCUGGGAUUCCUCGGAUUCCGAUCGCGUCACUGCGAGUGGCUGCCGAACCGGAGCUACACCUCCGGCUACAUUCUGGUCACCGUGUUCUGUCUGUUCAAGAGCUGCGGCCUGCUGGUGAUCCUCGUGCUGGACCCAUUCCCCGGCCUGCCGCUCCACGACGUCACCACGGGCGUUAUCCUGGGCCUCUCCACCUUCACCAUGUUCUUCAUCGGCUUGGGCGUCAUGGGCAGCCUCUGGUGCUACCGUCCCCCGCCAGACAACCGCGUCAACGUGGUCUAAGGAUCGUCACACUACGAGUAGAAAGUACCAUAAGUUCCCCGAAAUAGAUUAUAGAUUCCCCCUUCCUUCGAGCACGCGGCACACGGAACGGCUAAAAGACCAAAACUAGUAUUAUUCAUAGAGAGUUUAUUCCCAAAAGAGACUGUAAAUACCAUGUGGGUUGUACUUACCUUACCUUACGACUAGAUGAUAGUUUGUUUUUAAUCUAAAUUUAAUUUAAACACUCUCCUAAAUUAUUGUUCACCUCACCCCUAGGCUAAUGGAAACUAACGAUAAGAACUUUCAAAAUAAAGGCCCUUCAAUACCA
Molecule: messenger RNA, 3112 nt
Organism: Drosophila guanche
Lineage: Eukaryota; Metazoa; Arthropoda; Insecta; Diptera; Drosophilidae
Gene: spdo
Exons: 2
Coding region: 1048-2805 (585 amino acids)
Source: RefSeq, a predicted model, not a curated record